AUGAUGAGAUUCCUGCAAGGCCUACUUUGUGCCUUUGGCCUAAUCAGCCUGGCCAGUGCAAAGGGUCCGGCGUGGAAGCUCGAUAGUUCAUGCCAAACGAGUGAUCUCAAUGACAUGGUCACUACCGCCGUGAAUAGUGCCUUUUCGAUGGCAGUCGAUGAGUCCGAUGCAUUCAACAAGAUCCUCUCCGGUGGGGACCUGGGCCCGAACAAGGACAACAUCCUCGAUGUUGUCAAGUGGAUGUUUACAAAAGAUAACGAAGAGCCGAAUAACGAGCGACUUGCUAUACUGAGAACGCGUAUGAAUCUUCUCGCCAAGGCAAAGGAUCGUAAAGAUAACGAGGAUCCGGACGGUGUGACGGUCGUAAUAUACUGUGGCUUUGACCGCUUUGAAGCGAGGGCUGACGGUCAAUGGUACGAUAAGGACCUUGAUUAUGUCUUCAAGAAGGACGAGUCAUUUGAGGCAUGCAAAGGCGCCCAACCUGUCGUAGCCUACACCGAGGUACCUAAGGAUCGCAAGAAGCCGUCCCAGGUUCAGUUAUGCCCAUGGUUCCUCAACUGGAUGAAAUCUAAAGACACUAAAAGCCUGAAAGAAGCCGAGGCUAAGGGUCUAUUUUGGCGGGCAAUCAGCAAAGGCCUAUCGAAGACGCACAUGUUGCUAACGCCUAUUGAUGUGACCUCGCUGCUCGACAAAGUGAUUCUGCACGAGCUAACGCACACACGUGUUGGUGGUGAGUCGGUGGAUGUUGAUGGGCCCAGCUUCCUGACUGUUAGGUAUGGGUGGAACAGGUGUCGGAAGUUGGCGCAGGAGGGAAGCAGUGAUCCUAGUCGGCAAGCACAGGUCAAUGCGGAUUCGAUUGCGCUUUGUGGGUCUGCCAUUAGGUACAUUAAGGAAGGGAAGCGGGUGAAGAAGAAUGGUGAUGUAGAGGACAAGUAA
This is a messenger RNA of Penicillium cinerascens, 936 nucleotides long. RefSeq lists its product as uncharacterized. The transcript is spliced from 6 exons. The record is from RefSeq and is a predicted model, not a curated record. Gene Ontology annotation, molecular function: metallopeptidase activity. Lineage: Eukaryota; Fungi; Ascomycota; Eurotiomycetes; Eurotiales; Aspergillaceae. Bases 1 to 936 code for a protein of 311 amino acids.